Molecule: messenger RNA, 1969 nt
Organism: Cloeon dipterum
Lineage: Eukaryota; Metazoa; Arthropoda; Insecta; Ephemeroptera; Baetidae
Product: putative fatty acyl-CoA reductase CG5065
Exons: 11
Coding region: 271-1842 (523 amino acids)
Biological process (GO): long-chain fatty-acyl-CoA metabolic process
Cellular component (GO): peroxisome
Molecular function (GO): alcohol-forming very long-chain fatty acyl-CoA reductase (NADP+) activity
Source: RefSeq, a predicted model, not a curated record
AGGGUGCGCGCGUGGGAGGCGCCGGUCGCAGGGUGAGCGCGCGGAGAAAGUGACCUGAGGCCAGGGUGCCGAGCCGACACCUGAGAAGCAGCCGCACUCGAGCACCAGCACUUCAUGACACGGAGGGGACAGCGCCAGAAAUAAGAGCUGCAUCCCAAGCCCGGCUCACUCGUCACCCGUUGCCCAGCUUCUCCACACCGACUUCCGAAGAAUUGUUUUCAGUCGAGGGCGCAGAGCGAGAGGAACGAUCGGCACAGCACAUCAGCAGCCAUGCAGCCGCCAAAGUACCCAAGCCUCGCCGAAUUCUACCAGGGUCGAACCCUAUUUAUCACCGGCGCCACUGGUUUCAUGGGAAAGAUUCUGUUGGAAAAGCUGCUGCGGUCAUGCCCAGAGGUGGAGUGCAUCUACCUGCUGAUGCGUGCCAAGAGGGGCCAACAGCCACGAAGCCGACUCGACACACUCCUCAGCAACCCGAUCUUCGACGAGGUUCGCAAGAUGCGUCCAGAAGCAUUCUCGAAGUUGCGCGUGGUGGCUGGCGACGUGUCCGAGGACGGACUCGGCCUCAAGGACCCUGAUCUCAGGGCUGAGGUGCUGGCCAGCGUCAGCGUCUUCUUCCACUGCGCUGCGUGCGUGAGGUUCGACAUGACCCUCAAGUACGCGCUUACCUUCAACACCAAGGGCACCAAACGGGUUCUCGAAUUCUGCUCUCAAAUAGAAAAACUCGAGUCGCUGGUGUACGUGUCGACGUCUUACUGCCACUGCGACCGCGACGUGCUAGGCGAGGAGCCGUACGAGGCGCCGUUCGAGCCGGAAAAGCUGUUCCAGUGCAUCGACUGGCUGCAGGAUGACCUCGUCCAGCUGAUCACUCCGAAGCUGAUCGGGAAUCUGCCAAACACGUACGCCUUCUCCAAAAGCCUCUGCGAGAAAUUGGUCACCGACGCGAGCAAAGUUAUGCCUGUCGCGAUCGCCCGGCCGUCCAUUGUGACGGCCGCCUUGAACGAGCCAAUUCCUGGCUACGUGGACAACCUGAACGGGCCGACAGGACUGCUGCUGGGCGCCGGAAAGGGUGUUCUGCGCUCCAUGCACUGCAAGCCGGCCUACAAGGCUGACCUCAUCCCUGUCGACCUGGCUUGCAACGGACUCAUCGUCAUCGCCUGGCACCUCGCCAACGCCAGGCCGGAGCAUGGCCCGCUGGUGGUGAACCUGACGACGACGGAGCGGAAUGCGGUCAGCUGGGGCGAGAUCAUCGAGUUUGGACGCAAGAACAUCUAUAAGUAUCCGUUUAGCGGCGGGGUUUGGUGGCCGGACGGCUCCAUCAAGAACUCCAAGCUGGCGCACGACCUCUGCGUCAUCUUUUUCCACACCAUCCCCGCCUACAUGAUCGAUUGCCUCGCCGUCCUCUGUCGGCAGAAGCCUUUCAUGGUGAACAUCCAGAAGCGGCUGCAAGGCGGGCUGGACCUGCUUCAGUACUACACUACCAAGGAGUGGAACUUCACGAAUAAAAAAAUCGUCGAGAUCAGCGAGCAGCUGACGCAGGACGAGCGCGAAUGCUUCAACACGGACGUAAAGUCAAUUCAGUGGGAGACCUACGUGCGAGACAUGCUGCUCGGCAUCAGGAAGUUCAUCCUCAAGGACGACAACAGCACCCUGCCCGCGGCACGUAGACACAUGAACAGACUGUACUGGCUGGACCGAGGAUUCCGAGUCUUUGUCUUGCUAAUGUUUUUCUGGAUGCUCAUCUCGAGUUUUGGCCUUUUCAACUUCGCUCAGGAGGAAUCUUUUGCCAGCACGACCUGCGAGGCCCCUUCAGAACCACUUGGCGUGUGCGAAAGUGCAGUGUGAUAUUGUUACAAUAGAUUUCUUAACACCCAAGUCUUCCCUAACCGUAAUUCUUAAUAUUUUUGCAUUUAUAUAGCCAUAUUAAUUUUUAAACAAAUGUUAAUAUAUAUGUUAUAUUUUUGAAUAAAUA